CGCGGACGGACCAGGAGGCCGGACUUCAAUUGCCGGCGCUCCCGCAGUACUGCAUCUGGCCCAGAGUCUCGGCGGAAAAAUGUUACCCUCGUUGAAACUGUCAAGCAGGAGCUGCUCAAUCCAGUUUCUUGCUUGCCGCCUUUCCCUUUGGGAAAGACACUCCUCCAGGCUCAGGAAUACAUUCUGCGUCCACAAAGGCCUACAUACCAGCAGGAUAGUUUAUUAUGGGCGAGUUGCCCCGGUCUUCACCAGAGCCUUGGCCUUUGGGGAGAAAGUUGCCAUCGUUGACCAGAGUGGCGAGCACACCUACAAGGACCUGUACUCUCAAAGCUUCCUCUUGUCCCAGAAACUCUGCGGGAUUUUGGGGUGCUCCAGCGGAGACCUGAACGGUGAGCGGAUUUCAUUUCUGUGUCCCAACGAUGCUUCCUAUGUAACCGCCCAGUGGGCUGCAUGGAUGAGUGGGGGCGUAGCCGUCCCCCUCUACAGGAAGCACCCCGCUUCAGAGCUGGAGUAUUUCAUCAAGGACUCUCGGAGCGCUCUCCUGGUGGCGGAGGAAAGCUACGUGGCGAAGAUGGCACCCACUGCAGAGCGGCUCGGAGUGCCCGUGGUGCCCCUUCCGCGCUCUGGGAAGUGUUCACCGACUGACGAGUCCUCUUGGGAAGCCAGGUGUCCCAUUUCGGAGUGGAAAGGCAGGGGAGCGAUGAUCAUUUACACGAGCGGCACCACUGGAAGGCCCAAAGGAGUCCUCAGCACCCACCAGAACGUCCAGGCUGUGAUAACCGGGCUGGUUGAUAAAUGGCAGUGGACCAAGGAUGACGUGAUCCUCCACGUGCUCCCUCUGCACCACGUCCACGGGGUGGUCAACAAGCUGCUGUGCCCACUCUGGGUUGGCGCCACCUGCAUCAUGCUCCCCGAAUUCAGUGCGCAGAUGGUCUGGGAGCGCUUCCUGGACCCCCAAGCCCCCAGAGUCAACGUCUUCAUGGCAGUGCCAACCAUUUACGCUAAGCUGAUCGAGUAUUAUGACAAACACUUCUCUCAGCCUCAUGUCCAGGAUUUUGUGCGCGCCGUUUGCCAAGAUAACAUUCGGUUGAUGGUCUCUGGGUCUGCAGCCCUUCCAGUGCCUGUCCUGGAGAGGUGGAGGAGCAUCACCGGGCACACGCUGCUGGAGAGAUACGGGAUGACGGAGGUCGGGAUGGCGCUUUCCAACCCACUGGACGGAGCCCGCGUUCCCGGUUCGGUAGGGACUCCGCUGCCAGGGGUGAAGGUCCGCAUUGCCACUGAGAGCUCCCAGCGGGAGGGCCCCGCCUACACCAUCCACGCUGAAGGCGAUGAGCACGGCACCAAGGUAACUCCAGGCUUGGAAGACAAAGAAGGGGAGCUCUUUGUGAAGGGGCCAACAGUGUUUCAGGAAUACUGGAGCAGACCUAAGGAGACCAGAGACGCCUUUACUCCGGACGGCUGGUUUAAAACAGGUGACACAGCCGUGUAUAAGGAGGGCACCUACUGGAUCAGAGGCCGGACCUCUGUUGACAUCAUCAAAACGGGCGGCUACAAAAUCAGCGCCCUCGAAGUCGAGCGCCAUCUGCUGGCCCACCCCAGCGUUGCUGAUGUGGCUGUGAUUGGUCCUCCGGACCCCACGUGGGGCCAGAGAGUCAGCGCCGUGGUGAAGCUCCAGGAGGGAAAAGCCUUGUCUCUCAAGGAACUGAAGGACUGGGCCAGGGAGUCCAUGGCACCCUACACCAUUCCCUCCGAACUGCUCCUGGUGGAGGAGAUCCCGCGGAACCAGAUGGGCAAAGUGGACAAGAAACAGCUCCUCAGGCAAUUCUACUCCCCCUAGCGAUGGUGGCACCCGGUGGGAGUCCACCUGCACGGCUAGGCUUCCCGGAAGCCGCCUUGCGCUCUGUAGAGGACCGCAGGCGAUGUGCGAAGGGGCUUUGCGUGGGUACACUGGGUUGCCCUCCUUUGCAGGAUCCAGACCAUGUGCCAGUGUGAC
This is a messenger RNA of Gekko japonicus, 1993 nucleotides long. RefSeq names its product acyl-CoA synthetase family member 3 (gene ACSF3). Lineage: Eukaryota; Metazoa; Chordata; Lepidosauria; Squamata; Gekkonidae. The transcript is spliced from 10 exons. The record is from RefSeq and is a predicted model, not a curated record. Gene Ontology annotation, biological process: fatty acid metabolic process. The coding region runs from base 80 to 1837 and encodes 585 amino acids. Gene Ontology annotation, molecular function: medium-chain fatty acid-CoA ligase activity.